AGUUUUUGGAUUAAAGUUAGUCGUCGCAGACUAACAAAGCCUGCCGGAGAAAGUUACUAGUGCUGGACUAGAGAGGGAUAUCGCCUGGCCUGGAAAACUGUUCAUCAACAUGUCCGUCCAGUCCUGGGUACCCAGCAGCCUCCUAUAAUGAAUCGCUCUAAGAAUGGGACAGCAGUGGAUAACUCCACUAACGGCCUGGACGACGACGGGCUCGUGGUCCUGGAGUCUGUCUCUAUCAUCAUCAUAGCCAUACUGGCAUGUCUGGGGAAUCUGGUCAUUGUGGUGACCCUAUAUAAGAAGCCCUACUUACUGACCAGUAACAAGUUUGUCUUCAGCCUGACUUUGUCCAAUUUGCUGCUGUCUGUCCUAACGCUGCCCUUCGUUGCGGCCAGCUCGGUGCGUCGGGAUUGGAUGUUUGGAGUGGUUUGGUGUAACUUCACAGCACUGCUCCAUCUACUCGUCAGCUCAUCCAGCAUGCUCACACUGGGAGCCAUUGCCAUUGACAGGUACUAUGCUGUUUUAUAUCCCAUGAUCUACCCCAUGAAAAUCACGGGAAACCGAGCUGUGGUCGCAAUCGUUUAUGUGUGGCUCCACUCCCUGGUCGGAUGCCUGCCGCCACUUUUCGGUUGGUCCGCCUUUGAGUUUGACCGCUUCAAGUGGACCUGUACAGUGGCUUGGCACAAGGAAAUCAGCUAUACUGCCUUCUGGGUUACGUGGUGCUGCCUUCUGCCGCUGGCGGCCAUGCUGGUCUGCUACGGCGUCAUCUUCCGCGUGGCCCGCAUCAAAGCUCGCAAGGUUUACUGCGGAAGUGUGGUGGUGCCUCAAGAGGAGUCCAGUUCUCAGAAGAAUGGUCGCAAGAACUCCAAUACUUCCACAUCUUCUAACGGAAGUCGCAAGAGUCUGGUCUACUCUGGGAGCCAAUGCAAGGCUUUCGUCACCAUUCUGGUGGUUUUGGGGACGUUUCUGACCACUUGGGGUCCAUAUGUGGUAGUAAUCAGCACUGAAGCACUGUGGGGUAAAGACAGUGUUUCUUCAAAGAUGGAGACACUGGUCUCCUGGCUGUCCUUCACCAGUGCCGUGUGUCAUCCACUUAUUUAUGGGCUGUGGAAUAAGACCGUACGUAAGGAGCUGUUAGGCAUGUGCUUUGGUGACCGCUACUACAGAGAGUCUUUUGUUAUACGGCACCGGACCUCUCGUCUCUUUAGCAUCUCUAACCGGAUAACGGAUUUGGGAAUGUCUCCUCACCUGACGGCCAUGUUGGUGGGUGGUGGGCAGCUCCUGGGUCGUGGAAGCAGCACUGGAGACACUGGCUUCAGCUACACCCAGGACUCAGCUACAGACGUCAUGCUGUUGGACAGCUACACCUCAGAGCCCUCCCACUCAGCCCACUGUGCUGCCAAUAAGAGGAGAAGUUCUGUCACUUUCGAGGACCAAGUGGAUCAGAUUCCUAAAGGUGACCCUUCGGUAGUCCAAGUGAUGGCAGACAUCCACAAGUCUUUGGACAGCUUUGCGUCUUCUCUGGCUAAGGUUAUAGAGAACGAUGCCAAGCUUCAACUCUUCGGGGAAUGGAGUCAAAUUCCAACAAGUCUGUUCACAGCACGAAACACACAGAGAGCUCCCCGUUACCUGGAUGGACAGAGACUCAGGAUGGAAAGCAUUGAUGAAGGAAUAGUGAAAGAUGAUGAUGAGGAUAAUGACGAAGAGCACGAGGAAAAAAUAGGUGACACUUCCAUGUAGUUCUUUGACUCGGUAAAUGGACCAGAUCUGUAGCUUUUAAAGGUACAAGGAACACAUAAGAUACAUGUUUACAAGUAUACAGUGAUUUAUGUGUAACUCGCCAGAAUAAGUUAUGCUUUUGUAACAGAAAAAUUAUUUUAAAAUCAUUUAAAGCCCUCAUAUAUUGUCAGGUAUUUUG
This is a messenger RNA of Carassius auratus (goldfish), 1915 nucleotides long. Its product is annotated as G-protein coupled receptor 161-like. The record is from RefSeq and is a predicted model, not a curated record. Gene Ontology annotation, cellular component: plasma membrane; recycling endosome. NCBI's taxonomy places the organism in Eukaryota, Metazoa, Chordata, Actinopteri, Cypriniformes, Cyprinidae. Gene Ontology annotation, molecular function: G protein-coupled receptor activity. Gene Ontology annotation, biological process: G protein-coupled receptor signaling pathway.